Molecule: messenger RNA, 1155 nt
Organism: Jatropha curcas
Lineage: Eukaryota; Viridiplantae; Streptophyta; Magnoliopsida; Malpighiales; Euphorbiaceae
Product: E3 ubiquitin-protein ligase RSL1
Biological process (GO): protein ubiquitination
Molecular function (GO): ubiquitin-protein transferase activity; zinc ion binding
Source: RefSeq, a predicted model, not a curated record
UCCUUCGAGGCGAAGUCGCUUUGUAAAUCCAUAGGCUCUUUUUAUAUAUUAAAGUCGCUCCGACUUUCAGAGAAAGGAAGAAGAAUUCUCUAUCAAUCUAACUCAUUUCCAUUAAUCCAUUGACUAGUUCUCUGCAAUGGCAAAAGAAACUGUCUUUGAUUUUGAUUUGGUUGAUGAUUUCUACUUAUCUGCUCUCUUCGACGAUGAAGAAAACGGUCCGAUGGAAGCUUUUCCAGUGUCCGAUGCCAAAUACGCCGAGGAAUUACAACUCCAGGAGGCAUUAAUGGGGGCGGUGAUAAUUUCUCAGAUGGAAAAUAAAAUUUCAUCAUCAAUUCCGAUGAUUGAACUAUCUCCAGAGCCAAAUCCUAAAGAAACCGGCGAAUCUUCGCUCUGUUUUUGCGAAAUUUGUGUAGAAAGAAAAGAAAUCGACCAAAUGUUCAAAAUCGAUAGCUGUGUUCACUCUUUUUGCUCCGAUUGUAUAAGCAAACAUGUGGCUACAAAAAUUCAAGAUAGUGCUUGUACUAUUAUUACUUGUCCAGGAAUGAAUUGCCCAGCAAUUCUCGAACUUGACAUUUGCAGAUCUCAGCUUUCCAAGGGAGUAAUUGAUAUCUGGGAGGAAAUCCUAUGCGAGGAGAUGAUAAGCGAAUCUGAGAAGUUUUAUUGUCCUUUUAAGGAUUGUUCUGCACUUUUGGUGAAUGAUAAUGGAGGAGGAGAAGCUAUUAGAGAAUCUGAGUGUCCGUUUUGCCAUAGAUUGUUCUGUGCUCAGUGUUAUGUGCCUUGGCAUUCUGGAGUUGAGUGUGAAGUGUUUCAGUGGUUGAAGGAGGAUGAAAGAGGAAGGGAAGAUUUGAUGGUUAUGGAACUUGCUAGAGAUAAGAAAUGGAGUAGAUGUCCUCACUGUAAAUUCUUUGUUGAAAGAACGGAAGGUUGCCCACAUAUGACAUGCAGGUGCAAGUUCGAGUUUUGCUAUGGAUGUGGAUCACAGUGGACAGCAAGUCAUGGUGGUUGUCAGAGAAAUUAGUUAGACUUGGUAAUUGAAGUACGAGAGGAAUUAUUUAUUAUAUAUACAUACGGUUUAAAAUGUAUGAAAUGAAACAUCGAGGUAGAGGUUUCCUCAUGUGGCAAAUUUUAUGUUUUUUUUUUUUUUUUUUUUUUUUU